Molecule: messenger RNA, 2089 nt
Organism: Paramecium sonneborni
Lineage: Eukaryota; Ciliophora; Oligohymenophorea; Peniculida; Parameciidae
Source: the annotation of a GenBank genome assembly
AUAAUUUAUUACUAAUGUCACAUAAGGAAGUUGAUAACAAACCAAUGCAUGGGAACCCGCCAGAUGAAUAAUUAGCUAAUGGUCCAAUAGAAAACCGUUCUUGUUAGGAUUUGAUCUGUUUUAUUUUAUUUAUUGGAGCAACAGUAGCAUUUGUAGUAAUAAUAUCAAUGGGAUUUAAUGAAGGAAAGCCAGAGAGAUUAAGUUAUGCGUAUUUAAUAUAUAAAUGAUAGUUAUGAUCCAAAUGGGAGAGCUUGUGGACAUGAUGAAGGUGUUUUUAAUGCCCCUUACAUUUACUUAGUAGCACCUUUAGUAGGAUAUUUAAACAGAUCUGUAUGUGUUACAUAAUGUCCAAACUGGCAAGAGGGUACAUAAUCACCUAAUCGGUAAAACAUAAAUUUGAAUUUCAGUUUAGAAUGUGUGGUGAAUAAUGUUAUAACAAACUGUUCUGAAAGAUAUUCAUAUGAUGGAGUUAAUGAUAUAAGAGAUUUCGAUAAAAAUUUUUUACUAAAUAAGGAAAAUUAUGCAAAUGAGCCAUCAGUUGAUAAAUUGUUUAAUUACUCAACUUUUAUUUAUAAUUCAACAAAUGUUUUAGAUAGAUUAUGUAUACCAUCAGGGGAAUAAUAUGUAGAGAAAAUAUAUGGAAAUAUGGAUGACAUAGCUUCAGUUUAAAUGUAAUUAAUUUAAUAAUAUUAAGAUUUGAAUAAUGGGUAGCUGAUAUAAGAUUGACAUAUAAAAUUAUCUUUGCCUCUGUUGGAAUAGCAUUUGCUAUCGGAUUAUUUUAUAUGUUAGUUAUGAGAUAUUGUGCUGGAACAUUAACAUGGACAGCAAUCUUUUUAUAUUUUGUUUGUAUUGUCUUAUUCAUUAUUUAUCUCAAUGACAAAGCUAAUGCUUAGUAAUUAUUAUAUAUAUUUGAAUAAUAGUAAAACAAAAGCAGCAUUAAAUACAGCUUAAGGAAUUGCUGAUACUGAUAACCAAGAUUUAUAGACUUAUUAUGGAUUGAAAGGCUCUAUGAUAGGAAUGUGUAUAAUAGGUGGAUUGUCAUUAUUUGGAUUAUUAUGUUAUUUUAAUAGAAUAAGAAUGGCUAUAGCUGUAAUAAAGACAUCAGCUUUAUUUGUUAUGGAAGUACCUUCAGUUAUGUUAGUUCCUCCAAUAUUCUCUCUACUUGUUAUGGGUUAUUGGGGAUUGUGGAUUAUUUCCUUUUUCUAUAUAUAUUCUAUGGGAGAAGUUAAAGGAAGCAGUGAUACACCUUUAGCAACCGUAGAGUGGGAUGAUAAUAUUCGAUAUUAUUUGAUUUAUCAUCUCUUCUAUGGUCUAUGGACUAAUGCUUUACUCUAAGCUAUUUCAUAAUUUAUUUUAGCAUCUUCUGCCUGCCUAUGGUAUAUUUAUAAUUACUAUUAAUAUUAGGUUUUAUUAACAUAGUGAUGGACAAUUAAUUCAUUUCUAUGUUUUGGAAUCUGUCAAAAGAUCUAUUAUUUAUCAUUUUGGAUCAUUAGUUUUUGGUGCUCUUUUGUUGGCUAUUGUACAAUUUAUUAGGUUUUGGUUAGAAUAUAUCAAUUAUUAAAUGAAACAAUUUUAAGGAGAUCCUAAACAACCUAUUAAAUGUUUUAUAGAUUGUUUAAGAUGUUAUGCUUCUUGUUUUGAAAGAUUUGUUUCAUUUAUUAAUAAAAAUGCAUUUAUUUAAAUUGCCUUAACAGGAGAUAACUUUCUCACUGCCGCUAAAAAUGGCUUUUAUUUAGCAUGGAAUAAUGCAGGUUAAUUUGCAGUUACAUCUGGAAUUGGUAGUGUAUUUUGCACUCUAUGCAAAUUAUUUAUAGCUUUUUCUACCACUUUUCUAUGUUACAUGAUUAUUACUACAUCUGAUACCUAUAAAGAUAAACUUAAUUCUCCAAUCGUACCAACUUUACUAUUCUUUAUCAUCUCAUAUGUAAUUGGAGAUCUUUUCAUGUCUGUAUACGGAAUGUCCAUUGAUGCUAUUCUAUAAUGUUCUAUUACUGAAUUAGAACUUAUUAAAGCUAAUCCUGGCUUAUUGAAAAAAAAGAGAGCACCUUAACCUAUAUAAGAAUUUUUGGAUGAACAUAAAAAAUAAUGA